Coccidioides posadasii C735 delta SOWgp is the source of this 1038-nucleotide messenger RNA. RefSeq lists its product as uncharacterized. Gene Ontology annotation, biological process: DNA damage response. Gene Ontology annotation, molecular function: phosphatase activity. Gene Ontology annotation, cellular component: nucleus. The record is from RefSeq and is a predicted model, not a curated record. NCBI's taxonomy places the organism in Eukaryota, Fungi, Ascomycota, Eurotiomycetes, Onygenales, Onygenaceae.
AUGCGUCAGAAAAUGUCUACAUUUAAGUCGUCACGCCCCGCAGUUCUCGAGCUUGGUGCGAGAUAUAGACAUCUAGACAAGGAGAUCAAGGCAAAUCAUUCCGGCGAACAGAUAGAAAAAGCAGAUGAAUUACUCUUCGCGGAAAUGUGCGAGAUUUGUCUCUGGGGAAAUGCAACUGAUCUAUCCCUUCUCACAUCACUCACACACGAAGAUAUACAGAAGCUCCAAGGUGCGAAAGCGCGCAAAGCAGCUGAAGAGAAUAUCAUAGUCAAUGAUCUUCCCGCGGCCUUUGCUGUCUUGAAUAACGCCCGGAAGACCAAAAAGAACCAAGAGCGCCGCGUGGACAUCGUUCUCGACAACGCCGGCUUUGAACUAUUCGUUGACCUGAUUCUCGCUGGAUAUCUUCUCCUUUCUGAUCUUGCCACGACGGUGAUCCUUCAUCCCAAGUCUAUCCCUUGGUUUGUUUCCGAUGUGGUACCCAAGGACUUCGGAGAUCUAGUUUCCGUCCUCGCCGACCCUCAAGCCUUCUUCACAGCUCCAGAAGACAAGCACGAUCCGAAGAGCAACGAUAAACCUGCCCCGCCGCUCACAGAAAACGAAGUUGCUGAGCUACAGUUUUUAUUUAGCCAAUGGAGCCAAUUCCAUGCGGACGGGAAGUUGAUCAUCCGGCCGAAUCGGUUCUGGACUACAGCAGGAAGUUACUGGCGAAUCCCAAGCGAAGAGCCAGAUUUGUGCAAUGACCUGAAAGAGAGUGAACUAGUUUUAUUUAAAGGAGAUUUGAAUUAUAGAAAGUUGACCGGAGAUGCCCACUGGGACCCAACAACGCCAUUCUCUAAUGCAAUCGGCCCUCUGGGACCCGGAUCAGGAAUCCGCACUCUUGCCCUUCGCACCUGUAAGGCUGAUGUGGUGGUUGGACUUCCUGAAGGCGAAGAUGAGCGCAUCCGUCAGACUCCAGGGGGCGGAGCAGAUUCAGGGGCUCGGAAAUGGGCAUGGGGGGGGAAAUGGGCCGUUGUGCAGUUUUGCGACGGAAAGGCUUGA